This is a messenger RNA of Rhizopus microsporus ATCC 52813, 626 nucleotides long. RefSeq lists its product as uncharacterized. The record is from RefSeq and is a predicted model, not a curated record. NCBI's taxonomy places the organism in Eukaryota, Fungi, Mucoromycota, Mucoromycetes, Mucorales, Rhizopodaceae. The coding region runs from base 153 to 449 and encodes 98 amino acids. Gene Ontology annotation, molecular function: G-protein beta-subunit binding. The transcript has 2 exons. Gene Ontology annotation, biological process: G protein-coupled receptor signaling pathway. Gene Ontology annotation, cellular component: heterotrimeric G-protein complex.
CUAAAAAGAAAAUUGUCUCUUUUAAUUUUAAUGUGGGAAAGAGUAAGACCUUGUUACAUCAUUUUUGAAUCCGAAUAGGUUUCUCAGAAUUUCCCGAACUUUUAUUUUUUGCAUUUCUUCCUCUUGCUUUUUAUUUUUGUUAAAAAUCUCAAAUGACAAAUACAUAUACCCAACAGCAUCAAAUCCCUUUAACAACAACAAAGAAGUCAUACAACAUUUCAGAGGCAAAGUUAAAAAGGAUCUUGGAAUAUAACGAACGACUAAAGGAGCAAUUGGAUUUACCUCGUAUUCCUGUUUCUGAGGCAUCUUCCAGUCUUAUUGACUACUGCAAUUCAACAAAGGACCCGUUAUUACCUUCUAUAUGGGGACCAGUAGAUAAAGAGCAUGAUCCUUUCGCGCCGGCCGCUGGAGGAAACAAAACAAGUAGUAGUUGUUGUAUUGUCAUGUAGAAAAAAGAGAAAAACAUUGUAAAUAAAUUAAGACCUUGUGUCACUAUCAUUGUUAUAUUCCAUGGAUACAGAUUACUGUGUAGGCCGAUAUAAACUCCCUUUUUUGUUAGUAGAUCCAAGUGUAAAUCAUACGCAUUAUAUAGAUAAAGCUGUUGAUUGAACUAAAUAAUGACUUGA